GUGACGUAUGAGAAAAAUGACAACAAUGAUGAACCUCGCUGUCAGUGACACGUGAGGGAUUACGUCUGCACCGUUAUCUCCUCUCACUUCUACAAACACACCGGCUCCACUCCUCACAGUCGAGAGAAGACCGGCGAUGGAUGACAGUUGUCAGCGAGCUCCACUGUUUACAUUCGGUGUGAUAGCAGACGUCCAGUACGCUGACAUGGACGACGGGCUCAAUUUCACCCAGACAAGAAGGCGAUACUACCGAAACAGUCUUGGGCUUCUGAGAAAAGCCAGGGAGAGCUGGUCUCACGCGGCCGCCCGUCCAAAAUUCAUCAUCCAGCUUGGAGACAUCAUUGACGGCUUUAACAAGGCUCCCGGUGCCUCUAGUCGAGCACUGGAGCAGGUCUUGGAAGAGUUCAGCCUCAGCCCCAUUGAUGUCCACCACGUGUGGGGCAACCAUGAGUUCUACAACUUCAGUAGAAGCGAGCUGUUGAAUUCCAAGCUGAACAGCUCCUUUCUUGCCGAUGCUAGCCCCAGUGGCACCCGGGCAGGUGGUGAUAUAUACGCCUACAGCUUCAGUCCCUGCACCGGGUUUACGUUUGUCGUGGUGGACGCUUACGAUGUGAGCCUGCUUGGCGUAGACGAAGGCAGUCUGCAGUACCGCACUGCUUUCACUUGGAUCAAACGGCACAACGACAACGCGGAUCUCAACUCCCCCCCAGGGUUAUAUGACGAGCUUGAACAGCGGUUCACAAAGUUCAAUGGUGGUUUCAGUCAAGCCCAGCUGGACUGGCUCGAUUCUGUUCUGUCCUCAGCUGACAAGAAACGAGAGAAAGUCACCAUUGUCAGUCACCUCCCAGUCCAUCCGUUCUCCACAACGCCCACUUGCCUGGCGUGGAACUUCGACAAGCUUCUGUCCAUAAUUCAGUCCCACAGUAGUGUGGUGUGUUUCAUCGCCGGACAUGACCAUGAUGGUGGAUAUUGUUUGGAUAAAAGCACGGGGGUUCACCACCUUACGCUGAAAGGUGUCAUCGAAACGCCACCAGACAGCGACGCCUUCGGAACUGUCUCGGUGUACGAAGACAGGAUGGUCUUGAACGGGGUUGGGCGGAUUCCAGAUAUUGACAUGUUGUUUCCGUGACACCGGUUUAUGAGGCAAUGGCAACCAAAGAUUAUUCAACUUUUUUUAUUUACUAUGCACUGUAAUUCAUCAUUUAAUACAAAUAAUAGUUAAAAGAAUGUAUAUUAAGUUAUAAGAUCAAAGUGUUAUUAUGAGGUAAACUUUACACAUGAAUUAUUUUGCACUGAAUUGAAUACAUUUGAACAAACAUCCAUCCAUUCAUUGCCAGAGCUGCUUAUCCUCACAAGUGUUGCGGAAAACUUCAAAUAUAUUGCGUCACAAAUAUUGUAUGUGGAAAAAACACGAGGUCUUCAGCACUUAUUGCACUUUCAUGUUUACUGGCAAGAGGUGGUAAAUUAUGAAUGUACCCGAUACCAUUGUGAUUUGCAGCUAAAUGACAGUUUGCAAACAUUUUAUUCAUUUCAUUAUUUUAAAAUCAGGAUUGCAUGUGUUGCACAUUGCAAACAAACCUCAAUUAGCUCAGUCACCCUGCAAAUGGAGAUCACUAGGGGGAAAAAAAAGUGAGCUAGGGCAGUAAAUAUAUUUGUGUCUGGAUUUUACAGAUAUGUCAAUACAUUGGUGAUAGACAAUUUGUCACAAAAUAUACUUGAAGAAAAGCCCUGCUUGACGACGAAUAAACCUUAAAUGUAAAA
Messenger RNA from Syngnathoides biaculeatus (alligator pipefish), 1761 nucleotides. It is a transcript of the gene adprm, whose product is annotated as ADP-ribose/CDP-alcohol diphosphatase, manganese-dependent. The transcript is spliced from 3 exons. The record is from RefSeq and is a predicted model, not a curated record. Gene Ontology annotation, molecular function: 2',3'-cyclic-nucleotide 2'-phosphodiesterase activity; manganese ion binding; ADP-ribose diphosphatase activity. The coding region runs from base 137 to 1129 and encodes 330 amino acids. Lineage: Eukaryota; Metazoa; Chordata; Actinopteri; Syngnathiformes; Syngnathidae.